This is a messenger RNA of Funneliformis geosporum, 2121 nucleotides long. NCBI's taxonomy places the organism in Eukaryota, Fungi, Glomeromycota, Glomeromycetes, Glomerales, Glomeraceae. The record is from the annotation of a GenBank genome assembly.
AUGUUUGAAUAUAAAUUUGAUUAUUCAUUUAAGGAGAAUGAUUUUAGAGAUAUAAUAAAUAAAUUUAUUAAGAAUCAUCCGUUUUCAUUUUCACGAAAACUUGAUGCAACUAAAUUAGUCGAAAUCAAUAAUGAGGAGGAGGAUAAUGUUAGGUUAAGCGAGAUCAUUGAAGUAAUUAAUGAUUCUGAUAAUCAAGUUAUUUAUUUAUAUUUAAUAAAAUGUUCGACCUAUGAUUGGAAAAUUUUAAAUGAUUUGUGUAAUUUAGAUUUUGGGAGAACCACGACUCUUUAUGGAAAUAAGAUCGCUGAUGAGAGAGCAUUUAUAAUGAAGGAUUGUGAAAUGAUUAAAAUUGGUGCUGUAGGAUGUGAUCAUCGAACAAUUGUAAUUCAAUCAGUUGAAGAACGGGUUAUGAUAGAAAAUUUAUUUUUUAGUAGCGAUAAUUAUGUACAUGAUUUUAUAAAUUUGAGAACAUUUGGUGAAAAGUUAAAAAAUGAAGAAGCGAAAUUCGAACAAAAUCGUUCCUAUCGUUUUACGGAAUUUGGUAAGGUAUCCUUAGAAUUUUGUAAUCAUUUAGAGCCAACUCCAGAGUUCAUUAAAGCGGUGGAAGAUGCUUUAAAAUCUAAAGAACCUAUGAAACUUAAACAAAUUAUUGAGAGAUUUGGUCAAUUCGUUCCAACUAAAGUCAUUUUGGGUGGAAGAGCUUAUUAUGAAGAGUUAAAUAAUUUGAAGGAAUAUUCCAAAGGAAAUGAUUAUAAAGGUGGUGUAUCCUCCAAAAUCAAAUCAGGAAUCGUUUCUUGUCGAUCUAAAUGUUCAAAAUUGAUUGGAGGAAAACAACCCGUUAACCUUGAAGACUUUGAUGAAAAGACUUGGAUUAAAUCUUUAAAAGAUUUUAGAAAUUGGGAUUGCAUAGAAUUUCAAAACCCGAUUGGAAUUUUCCAACUUUUACCUGAUAAUUUACGUAAAAAAAUAAUUUCAUUUUUAGGGAAAAGAAUUCUUUAUUCAAUCAUAGAAGACCGCGAUUAUCAGCUAGAAGAAAUUGGAUAUCCCAAAGUCAUUGAAUUAAAUAUUCCAAAAUUUAUUUCAGAAAUUAUUCAAGACGAGGAAACUGAUUGUAACAUCUUUGCAACAGUUGUUGACAUUGGUUGUGAUUUUUAUAAUUCAAAUGAUGAUUUUUUUAACUGUCAGGUCCUUCAUUUGCCUGGUGCCGAUCCAAGACUUUUAAUUCAUUGUAUUCAAAAAGAAGUUAGAAAGCGUAAAUGCAAAGUAAAAAUCGGAUGGAUGGUUAUCGGUUAUUAUAAAGAUUUAAAUUUCAUCCUUAACGAUUUUGAUGUUCAAUUGAAAACCAUUGAAACAGAUUGUAAUUUCAACGCAAAAUCCAUUUAUUUUAAGGAAUAUUUACAUGAUUCAUUAAACAAAAAAAUUCCUUGUAUUGGAAUUCCUGUUAUAGACAGAUUGGAUUCUUCGAAUAAAUCUCUCGCCAUUGGACAUCAUUUUUUCGAUGAUCAGGAAGAAGAUAGAAUUGGAACGUUCACAUUUUCUUACUGCUUGGAGAAGAAACAAUUCGUUUAUUUACCUAAAUUCAACUUUUAUACACUUGCAAUUUUAAAUCAUCACCCGAAUACUUAUGGUAUAUUACAUUUUGAACAAAAACCAUAUAUCGAACUUGAUAAUUCUUUAAAACCAAAGUAUAUUAGUUUAUUUUCCACAAGCGAAUAUAAUUGUGGUCCAAUUUUUCUUCAACAUAAAUGUAAUCGAAUUGAAAUGAAAGACGUUGAUUGUAUUUCACAAGAACAAAUUGAAUGUAAUUUUUUUGAUCCUUACGAUAGCCAAAAUCCCAACAUAUUAGGGUAUGGAUUAGGGUUAGAUUUAUGCUUAUCGGGUUUUCGUGAUUGUCGGGAUUCUGGUCAUGUCGGUGAUAUGAACUUUCAGGCAUUCGUUAGUGCGGGAUUGGGAUUAUGCUGUCGGGAUUCUAGACCGACAGGAUUAUGGUUGACAGGAUUUCGUGAUAAACCCGAAAAUAACGUUAUCCUCAUAAUACCUCGUUGGCCGAUUUGGUUUGUUGAUUUGGCCGUGGCCAAAUGGCCAAAAAACCUUUUGGUCACGGCCAAAUGCCAACAAUGA